AAAAUGGCCUCAGCAGCGUUUCAUGUAACUAAAGAAACAACUAAUUACGCCCGGUUAUGCAAACUUCUGGUGGAUGUCGGUACACAUAUUCUGAAAGAGACAUUUGAGAAAAAGCGUCCGCCAGGAAAACUGGAAAUAGUUUUGUCAACUCCUCAAGUUCAUGAAUUGCUACAAGACCUCAGAAGAAGAAAAGUGCUGAAUCCAUCACAAUGGGGAAAACUGUAUCCUACCAUAAAAUCUUCAGUUUCAUCUCAGCAUUUUGAUAUCACUCUGCUGAUGGUUUUGCUGAGACACAUUUGUGGUCUUGUUCCUCCGGCUACUGGCUGGGAUACACUUCCUCCUACAACAGACACAACCCCUGAGGCAGAUAUCGUUCGCAUCAAGUGCUACAGAAACGCAGUUUACGGUCAUGCCUGCGAGGCCUCAGUCAAUGAUGCAACAUUCAAUCAAUACUGGAAAGACAUCCAAGAUGCAUUGGUGAGACUGGGAGGAGCUGAUUUCCAAAGUGCUAUUGAUGAUCUGAAAAAGGAAUGCAUGGACCCUGAGUUCGAAGAACACUUCAAAGAGCUUCUCAAGCAGUGGGUGAUGGAUGAAGUCAGCAUCAAAGAACGACUGGAUGAAAUUGGUAAAAGUCUGAAUGAAGUCAAGGAAGCAGUCGUUCAUACCAAAAAGAAAGCAGGAGACAAAGGUAAUCCCACGAAAAUGGAGGGAAAAGAGGACAUAAAUAUUCUGAUACUGGGAGAAACUGGAGUUGGAAAGUCCACUUGGAUCAAUGCGUUUUCCAAUUAUUUGAAGCAUGGUUGUCUCCGAGCCGCCAUCGAUGCGAGUGAAUUUACUUUUUUGAUACCAUUUAGGUUUGCUCAUACGAGUGAAGAAGGGGACGAGAAGGAAGUUUCCUUUGGUUCUGAUGCAAAUGAACAUUUCGCCACCGGUCAGUCUGCUACGCAGUCCCCUCGGGAGUAUAUGUUUGAGACAAAGGACGCCAAGUUCAACCUUAUAGACACUCCAGGCAUUGGGGACUGUCGAGGAACUAACAAAGACAAACAACACUUUGAAGAAAUUAUGGCCUCUCUCAGCAUCUACGGCAAGAUCCAUGCUGUGGUUGUGCUUCUCAAGCCAAACAAUCCCAGGUUGUCUGUGGCUUUCAAAUUUUGUGUUUUGGAGCUGCUUAAGCACCUUCACAAGUCACUGCAAUCCAACAUCAUAUUUGCCUUUACUAACUCCAGGGGAACGUUUUACCAGCCAGGAGACACCCUGCCAGUUCUCAAGAAACUCCUAGAGAAAAACAACCUUAACAUUGAUGUUUCGCCUUCCAACUAUUUUUGUUUCGACAACGAAUCUUUCAGAUUUCUUGCCUGCCACAGGAAGGGAAUUAAAUUUACUCCGGAUAAGGUUGGCAUCUACCAAGAGAGUUGGGACAAGUCGUACAAAAAUACGACCAAGCUCCUUGAGAAAGUGAUGGAAAUGAAGCCACAUGAGACGAAGGAGACUUUGAGCUUGAACAAUGCUAGAGAAUAUACAUUGGCCUUAGCCAAACCUAUGGCAGAAGCUGUCGAACUAAUUAAUAUCAACUUGAAGAAGAUUAAAGCGGAAAAAGAGAAGUGCAAAGCUUACGACAGCGACAUCGAAAGUUUUCGAGCUCAGUUAAAUUUCAAAGGGUUCGAUCUCACUUUAAUGAAGCUAAAACGCCCCAUAACUGUCUGUGCUGGUAAAGGAUGUAAGACGUAUGUGAAUGUUGGUGAAGAUCGUGUGAGGCAUACUGUCUAUAAUAGGAUCUGCCAUGAUCCUUGCUACCUUUCGGGAGUGCCCUAUGAGACUACCGACAACGAGAAACUUCGUGAUUGUAAAGCAAUGAAAAAGGAUGGUUUUUGCAGUAAAUGUCCUCACAGCUACAAAGCCCACAUGCAUAUCACCUACAAAACUACCCUCGUAGAGAAGGAAUUCUUUUCUAAGGAAACACACAAGAUUAUUUUGAAGAAAAAAGGUAUGAAGUCCCAGAAAGAAGAGUUCAUUCGUCUUUUGAAAGCGCGAAUUGAUGAAUUAGAGAAAGAAAAGAAAUAUAUCUAUGAAACCGCAUGCUUUUUCGCCAUCUUUCUCAAAAACAACGCCAUGAUCCCUUACAACGACGCCUUUGGCGAAUACAUCGACAUGCUAAUCCAAGAUGAGGAAGAUAAGGAGAAGGAGAACAGGGACUCCAAGAAAAUCAAACAGUUAGUGAAGGAAAAACAGGCUUAUGAGGAGACGAAAAAACUUCUCAUCGAAACGAUGGCAUCGAGCUCUGACGGAGAGUUGGGAAAUUCACGCAUAGAGGAAAGCUACAAUAGAAAAGAAAAGCUCUGUUCUUUGAAGCACAAUGGAAAUAUGCUGAAAGAGGUUCUAGAUGGCGUCAUGUCUGCAACACACAAUAUGUUCAGAGAAAGAAGAGUCAGCGUCUGCAACAAAGGGAAACCUCUCUGGUGAACUCCGUCAGCGGCAACCUCUGAAUCUCCUUUAGCUGGGAGGGAAAGAUUAACGAACGUUUGAAUGGUCAAUAAUUUGUGCCCAUAAGUAGAUAUUUUUGAGAUAUUUCAUUAACAACAUAACUCUCUGUGCCUAUAGUGGGUGGCUGACUUGGUAUGUCUUCGACAAUUGCGCACUAUAGUUAAUACAUUUGCUGUUUGUGAUAUUUACAUUUGUGACUUUUUAAAAGUCGAUCAGUCAGGAAAAAAGGAAAAGCCUAUGUUUCCUAAUAUCAAAAAUACUAGGUAGAAAUCUAUUUCCAUGUUGCUUUUCUAAAUUAAGCAAUACAUGCUUUGAAGCAAGACUUUGCAAUCAAAGCAAUCAAGUAGAGAACGCGAUAUUUUGCCGCAGAGUUUAGCUGUUCUCAGAGGUGAACAUUUUGCCAAUAGACAAGCUUGAAGAAAACUAUGGUAAUGGAAUAUUCCGAGUGUGAUCGAAUCUGUUAAUAGGGAAGUAAGAGAUUUUUCGUAAGGGGAAAGAGUGAUGACCGUUAGACUGUCUAUUGUAGCUUCGGGCUCACCGAAAGGCCUUGGUUAGCCCUGUGGGUUUCCGUUUUUUAACUCUACACAGAACAAUCAAGUAGCUUGUUUGAUAUCCUGCUCUUAAGGCACAUAAUCAAUUAAGUUUGGCUGAGUUGUUUUUAAUUCCGCACCUUCGUAUUGAUCACUCAACAAAAAGAAGACAAAGAUCAAAAAGAGGCUGGCGCAUAUUUUUAUGUUAGGGAAGAACCUUUGUCUUUAGAUUUCGAUCAGAUAUAUAGAUGCUUUGGUUCCUCGAGUGUUUUCCUUUGCAAAUUACAGUAGUUUUGUUGAAAGUAAGGUUUUUGUCUUGCAGACGAUCAGUUAGCUUUUGUUCUUUUUGGCUAAAAUAAGGGCGUCAUCAUUUACUAGUAUAGGAUUUUAUCAGCAUUGAGUGAGUUUCGGAGUGUUGUGUUAUUCGCAAGAAAUUACCACGAGUUAAAUCAUUUUAUACGAGACAAUGACUUACCUUAGUUAGGCCUAGCUUAAACUUCAUAUUUUUGAGGUCUCAGUUUACGGCCUUCAACAGUUAUACAACGAUAAGAUGUUAAGGGAAUAAAGAGGUGUGUUUUA
Messenger RNA from Pocillopora verrucosa, 3590 nucleotides. NCBI's taxonomy places the organism in Eukaryota, Metazoa, Cnidaria, Anthozoa, Scleractinia, Pocilloporidae. The record is from RefSeq and is a predicted model, not a curated record.